Molecule: messenger RNA, 1089 nt
Organism: Acanthocheilonema viteae
Lineage: Eukaryota; Metazoa; Nematoda; Chromadorea; Rhabditida; Onchocercidae
Source: the annotation of a GenBank genome assembly
AUGGAAUAUGUGAAGUGGUCAGUAUGUAAUGCAUGGGAAGAUUAUUUGGAAGGUGAUUGUCAGCUUCGAGUUGCUCAAAUGGAUCGUUUACGAGAGCACAAAUAUGCAUCAGUUGAUAUAUCAUGGCUUGAUGAGUAUUGCAUGAAACGGUUUUGGGAAUAUGUGGUUCAAUUUUAUCCUAUGUGGGUUGCUCCAAAUGUAAUCACUAUGUCAGGAUUUUUUAUAAAUCUUGUAACUGUACUCAUCUUGGCUUGUUUCUCAUACGACGCCAAAAUUGCUGCAUCAUCUUGGGCGUAUUUCCAAGCAGCACUUGGCGUUUUUUUAUAUCAAACAUUGGAUGCUACCGAUGGGAAGCAGGCUCGUCGUACAAACUCUAGUUCGCCUCUAGGUGAACUAUUUGAUCAUGGUUGUGAUGCCAUGUCACAAGUGCUUGUGACGCUGAACAUUUGUUAUGCGAUGCUAUUGGGGCAAGAACGCUAUGUGGUGCUCUUUGUGACUGUUUCAUCUGUUGUACUUUUUUAUUGUGCACAUUGGAGUACGUAUUGUACAGGACGUUUAAAAUUUGCAAAAUUUGACGUUACUGAGGCACAAAUGGCUAUUUUAGUCAUUUUACUGGUGACAUCUAUAUUUGGCACAAGUUUUUGGACAAAACAGUUCCUACAUAUCAGUUUAAAGUAUGUGGCCAUUUUCAUCUCUUCCUUAAUGUGCAUAUCGCAGAUUAGUGAUUAUCUCGUAGACGUCGUUACUGGAGGUGUAGGAAAGAAUGGAUCAACAGUUGCAGACACGUCUGUUUUAUCACCGCUGAUACCAUUACUAAUGAUGAUAACACCAUUUUGCAUGAUAUACAGUAAAUCAGUAACAGCAGUCUACGAUGACCAUAUUACUUUGUUCGCUUUAUGUCUUGGUGCAGUAUCAACAAAAGCUACUUUGAGAUUAAUAUUGGCCCACAUGAGUCGUAGUGAAUUAGCAAUGUGGGAUUGGAUCUAUCUUUCACCUUUGAUGAUGAUGCUUAAUCAGUAUUACGAUCUGCCAUUAAACGAGUUUUAUCUUCUUAUUUGCGCCACAGCAAUUACACAUGACACGCAGUAA